AUGGGUGCAAAGCAAAAAGGUGGUGGCUCAAAGCCCAAAAAUACCGCAGAGGAGGUGGAGGAUACAUUGCAGGCUGUGGUACUUGCCGACACGUUUGAGACCAGGUUCGAGCCUUUUACUCGCAAUAAGCCAAGGUGUCUUUUACCUCUGGCGAACACUCCCCUCAUCGAAUACACGUUAGAGUUCCUGGCCAACGCAGGUGUCGAGGAGGUGUUUCUCUAUGCCGGCGCUCAUUCGGAUCAGUUAGAGAAAUACAUCAACAUUUCCAAAUGGCGAGCACCCUCCUCACCCUUCAAGCAGUUGACCUUCCUCAAGUCCAACUCUACAUCCGUCGGCGAUGUCAUGCGCGACCUGGAUGGCAAGCAUCUUAUUACGGGAGACUUUAUCGUCGUGAGCGGCGAUGUUAUUAGCAAUAUGCCCAUCGAGGGCGCGCUGUCGCAGCACCGAAAGCGCCGUGAGUCCGACAAAAAUGCCAUCAUGACCAUGGUCCUUCGUGAAGCAGGCCGCACCCAUCGCGCCAAAGCCUCCUCUAUCUCCCCCGUCUUCGUGAUCGACCCCACAAAGGACCGCUGUCUGCAUUAUGAGGAAAUCGACCACCACUCGGAUGAGCAUCCCGCACGCCUGAAUAUCGACUCUGAUAUUAUCCUGUCUCACUCUGAACUGGAUAUUCGGCAAGAUUUGAUCGACUGCAGCAUUGAUAUUUGCACCCCGGACGUGCUGAGCUUGUGGUCCGACAGCUUCGACUACCAAUCUCCCCGGAAACAUUAUCUUUACGGUGUGCUGAAGGACUAUGAGCUGAACGGCAAGACCAUCCAUACCUACAUCAUCAAAGAAGACUAUGCGGCGCGCGUACGCAAUCUGAGAGCCUAUGAUGCUAUCAGCAAGGACAUUGUGUCGCGGUGGGCGUACCCAUUGUGCCCUGACACCAAUCUGCUGCCGGGCCACACCUACAGUCUGCGCAAGGGCAAUCUGUACCAGGAGCAAGGAGUCACGCUGGCUCGUUCAUGCGUGCUCGGCCGCCGUACCGUCAUUGGUCGUGGCACGAGUAUUGGUGACCGAACCACGGUGCAUAGUACCAUUCUGGGACGCCAUUGCAAGAUUGGCAAGAAUGUCCAGCUCGAGGGGGCCUAUCUUUGGGACAAUGUGGUCAUCGGUGAUGGCUCCGACGUUCGCGGUGCCAUCAUUGCUGACGGGGUGGUGGUUGGCAAGAAUUGCUCCAUUGGACAAGGCGCUCUCCUCUCCUACGGGGUCAAAAUCGCGGACGGCGUGAAGGUUGAAAGCGGCAAGCGCAUUACUCGAUCGCGGUCCGACGGGAGCGUCGGUCCUAGUGAUCCCAGUGUGGUUGGACAGGGUGGCGAGGGCUACGAGUUCAUCCACGGAGAAGACGAAGACGAGGAUGACGAUGAUAUGAGUGUGGCCUCCUCCGGGCUGGUGUACCGGAUGCCCGGUCUGUCUCUGUCAAACGCCUCCAUUUCAACUCUUUCGUCCGAGAUCUCCGAGGGAUCGUGGCCGCGAUCUGGGCGGAGUAGUUUCUCUGAUGGCGAGGAGCAAGAUAACUUCCACCACGAUGCCUCAGUCAGUGUGUUUGACAGUCUGCGCGAGGGUACCUCUGCCGAUGUGGUUCAGUUGGAGCUAGUCAGUCUGCGUAUGACGGCCAACGCCUCCGAUGUUCAGGUCCGACGGGCCGUGGUCUCCUCCUUCAUGAAGUACAUCCAACAAUUGAUGGAGAACGGCAAGGGCGCUGGCGAGGCCGUCAAGGAGGUCUUCACCAAGUACCGUGAGGUUGUGGACCGCACCUUAUUUGACCGCAACAAGGAAGAGAAAAAGGACCAGGUGGACUUUUUGCUUCAGUUGCAGCAGGACCUUGUGCACCGCAAUAAGGGUGCCAACAUUCUCCUGUUUACGGCCAAGGAGCUCUAUGACUUGGAGCUGGUGGAUGAGGAGGCUUAUGAGCAAUGGUGGGAUGACGAGCGAUCUAGUAACACGGAGGAGAUGCGGGCCGUGCGAGCUCAGACUCAGCAAUUUGUCGACUGGUUGGCGAAUGCCGAAGAAGAGAGCAGCGAGGAAGAGGAGGAAGAUGACGAGGAUGACGAGGACGAAGAUGAGGAGGAGGACGAAGAGAGUGGCGAUGAAUAG
Molecule: messenger RNA, 2136 nt
Organism: Penicillium oxalicum
Lineage: Eukaryota; Fungi; Ascomycota; Eurotiomycetes; Eurotiales; Aspergillaceae
Product: translation initiation factor eIF2B catalytic subunit epsilon
Exons: 3
Coding region: 1-2136 (711 amino acids)
Biological process (GO): biosynthetic process
Cellular component (GO): eukaryotic translation initiation factor 2B complex
Molecular function (GO): translation initiation factor activity; guanyl-nucleotide exchange factor activity; translation initiation factor binding
Source: RefSeq, a predicted model, not a curated record